AAGAAGCGCCCGGCCCUUCCGGAGUGCUGUCUGGCCUAGGUAGGUGUCUAGCAUCUUCGGUACCAAAAAAUGUAGAACAUUCCCGUCGCAUCUGGGGCAAAUUUUAUACCUCAGACAUUUCUUCUGAAUAGGUUUUGUUCCAGGCCUAGUGUUAAGCUACCCUGUUAUGUUUAGCCUUCCAAUUUCGAGUAAAGUUUCCUCUCGGUAAACCACAAAACCCCGUUCUUUCGAACAUCCAGUAGGAGAGAAAACGACGUCCUGCCAUGAGGCAGAUACUGGUCGGCCAGUCGGUGAAAAUCCCCAAUGGGGUGACAGCUAAGGUGUCUUCACGAACAGUCACGGUGAGAGGAGCCAGGGGAAUCCUGAAGAGGUCCUUCAGACAUGUCCAUCUUCAUAUUCAUAUGCCCAGCAAGAAGGAAGUCAGAGUGGAAAAAUGGUUUGGAUCAAAGAAAGAAAUUGCUGCUGUCCGAACCAUUUGCUCCCACAUAGAAAACAUGAUCAAGGGAGUCACCAAGGGUUUCAGGUACAAGAUGAGAGCAGUCUAUGCCCAUUUUCCCAUCAACUGUGUCACUCUGGAGAAUGGAACUGUCCUUGAAAUUCGUAACUUCCUCGGUGAAAAGCAUAUUCGGAAAGUGAAUAUGGCCAAAGGAGUCAUCGUGAGGAAUUCCACAGAUCAGAAGGAUGAGCUCAUCCUUGAGGGCAACAGCAUUGAAGAUGUGUCACAAUCAGCUGCAAGAAUCCAGCAGUCCACAACUGUGAAGAAGAAGGACAUCCGAAAGUUUUUGGAUGGUCUCUAUGUUUCAGAGAAGUCCACAGUUGUGCAAGAUUGAAUGAAUCCCAGAAACAAUAAUUAAAAAAACUUCUGUGAGAA
This is a messenger RNA of Darwinula stevensoni, 871 nucleotides long. Lineage: Eukaryota; Metazoa; Arthropoda; Ostracoda; Podocopida; Darwinulidae. The record is from the annotation of a GenBank genome assembly.